Alosa alosa (allis shad) is the source of this 2779-nucleotide messenger RNA. RefSeq lists its product as uncharacterized. The transcript has 2 exons. Gene Ontology annotation, molecular function: transcription regulator activity. Lineage: Eukaryota; Metazoa; Chordata; Actinopteri; Clupeiformes; Clupeidae. The record is from RefSeq and is a predicted model, not a curated record. Gene Ontology annotation, cellular component: nucleus. The coding region runs from base 811 to 1671 and encodes 286 amino acids.
CGAAGACAGGAAAAGAAAAUCAGUCUAGUUGCAGUUGAAACUCACACAAUACAGGGAAACUGCAUUUUUCAAUUAUACAAUACAUAUUUGAACAUGAAAUUAUGUUAAAAAAAACUAAUAUUUGUCUUUCACAGUCACAGUAUUCUCACACGUUUCUGGUCUCUGCUCUACCAUGCCCUAGUAGAGUUUCUACAGCCUUUCUCCUGGUCACGUUUUUGGUCUGCGAGCGCGUACAUAGAACGAAUGAAAGAUAGCGAUAGGAAGAAGGAGAGAACUGACUCCGCCAAUCAGAUGUAGUUACUACGCGAGCUUGAAAUUUCAUUGGACCAAUCCAGGCUCUCCCACCUGACGACCGUCAAUCAGCUGAGCCUCUUUUCCCGUAGCUUCUGUGUUGGAGAAUCACAGUGUAGCCUAGCUCGUUAAGGCUGCCUGGUCGGAGCAGUCGUUCUGCGUGCUAGUGAGUCAGGAAUGUGUAGACUUUGGACAGGCGAACACUUAGAUGAACCGUCAAAACUAAUUCACUUAGUUAUUCGCUUAUUAUCAGUCAGAGAAUGUAGCACAUAGUCGAUAAAUCCCGGUCUGCAACCAACUUAAAAAAAACAGUGUAACAUCAAACUAAAUGCAAACAUUAGUUUAGCCAGUAACGUUAAACAGUUUAGCCAGCUCAGCGCCGUUAGCUAAGUAGCUAACUUGGCUAAUUCAUUGCGCAUCAAUUGGAUAGCGAUGCUAGCCAGUGAUAGAAAACUGUCUUAAGUUCUCUUUUAGUUCCAACAAACUAGCAAGUGCGCUAGUUUAGUGAAACAUUAUGGUAUGGGUCAAAGGGAUAUUGCGUCUUACGAGACUUCGAUGAAGAGGAAAAACCGAAAUCGAGCAGCCUCUAUGUGCCGACUAGAUGUGGACUCCGCUGCGAAGGAAGUUGAGCAACCGAGAGAUGCCCUUUCCUCGUCAAGGUAUCUGCUGGGCCGUGGUGUGAAGCGUAAGCUGAGCGAGUGCGAUGUCGCCGGUGACGCUGCACCUCUGGGCCUGCCCUACCCUCAGCAGCGGCAGCUCGUGCUGGACCUGUGCCUGGACAAGCUGCAGAGCUGCCAGCGGCGGGCCGAGCCCAGCCUGCACCGCUCGGUGCUCCUGGCCAACACGCUCCGCCACCUCCAGCAGGAGAUGAGGCAGGAGGGCUCGCCUGCCGCUGCCUGCCCUCCCCCGCCGCCAGCCCCGUCGCUGCACGCCCUCACCCCGCGCCACGCCCCCGACCUGCCGCCCGUGCCCUCGGACCUCCAGCCCGUUCGUGGCCCCCCGGCGUCGCCCGCGUCCGGCUCCGAUGCGUCCGGCGCACAACUGGACGACGGCUCUGCCGUCCACCCAGCAGCCCCGCUCCAGGACACGCUGUUCGGCGCGUUUGAGAUCACGAGUUCCGCCAGCUGCUACCUGUCCGACCUGCCGCUGGACGACAUCUUCGAGGACAUCGACACGUCCAUGUACGACGCCACGGACUUCUCCGCCCUGGCGCUCACCCCGGCGCAGAGAGGUAGCGCGGCCGGGGGCGGCAGUAACAGCGGCGACGACGGACUCAAGGGGUUCCCCUCCUCUGGCUGCGCCCCCUCCUCAGCCCUUCAGUUCUGCCUCACGGACCUCAACGACCUGGACCACAUCAUGGAGAUUCUGGUGCAGUCCUGAGCAGCCCCCCACACCACCUCUGCUCUCACUCUAUACAGAGACCUUAAUCAUGAACCUCUUUCUGGUAUGCUUUUUUUUUUUUUUAAAAAAGAAGAGAAAAAGACAAGAAAUGGUAAAAGUGAAUCUAUUUUUAUACAGAUAACUAUCUCAAAUAUAUUUAUAUUAUGAAGGAGAUUGACGUCAACCUGCCUGACCCACACUUGUUCGCUGUAGGAUGUAUGCAUACAUGCGUAACCCUUUCUGGCUCCAGCCUGGCCUGAGUUAAAGCCAUCCCCUCGCCGCAGACACUGCAUCUGUCUGCACGGACCUCAGCGACAAACGCUCAAGUACUACUGUUCAUGAGACUUACCUGCAUCACAGCCCUUCAGGAAAACCUGAAGAAAUAUCCCAGGAGCAAAGCCAGGGGUGCAAUAUGAAAUGUUUUACCAUUUUACAAAAUGUAGAUGACUUUUUGACCCCCCCCCCGCCCAACUCACCACUAAGUAUUGGUGGAGCAUUACAUUUGCUAUCAAUAACUCUACCGUCUGAUCAUGACAUGCACAUCCGACAACACUCGCACUACCUCUCAACAACCAAGAGCUCACUAUCAAUAUUUUACUAUAUAAAGUCAAUGUUUUAGCAGUCUUGUGUUCCCGACUACAACAACAACAAAAAACAUCUGACUAUUGUCAGUCUUGCUGUGUAGUAUCGGAGGAAGGCUACGUUUCCCCCAUUGUGACCCAAGUCCACAGCGCUGUUUGUUUCUGCCAACUAUCUUCUAUGGCAGGCCUUGUUUUCCUUGUUGCUUUGGCCAUGUGUUCAGCACCUCAGGUCUGAGGUGGACAGGGACACCCGUUUCUGCAGGAGGACUGGGGCGUUUGGGUCUGAUAAAAUGUCAGGCUUGUAGAUAACUGCUGAAGAGAGAUUCUUUACACAGCCACACAUUUCGUCUCUUCCUGGUUUUAUACAUAGAAAUUGUUUUAAGAUGAAGAAAUCUGCAUUUAUACAUUUUUGACUUUAAUGAUUGUGGCGAGUACAGACAUGCUCUGGCAUCCUGCUGAAUGAACUUUAGUGCCUAUAAACGGAGGACAAGAAGACUGGCAAUGGUGGAACUACACACUGUGCCCCC